Molecule: messenger RNA, 988 nt
Organism: Carica papaya (papaya)
Lineage: Eukaryota; Viridiplantae; Streptophyta; Magnoliopsida; Brassicales; Caricaceae
Source: RefSeq, a predicted model, not a curated record
AGAGCUGACCUCCAUUGUCAAGCACAAAGAAAACGCAGUGAAGGCUUAAGGCGAAGCGAAGAAGGUAAAAAGAAAUAAAAGGAAGAAAAUCGCAGCAGCAAAUCUAAAAACGUUUAGGAAAAUUGGGUGAAAGCCGAAGGCCAUGGAUGGAAACAACAGCGAGGACUUCGCAGUCGGCUGCUUGCUUUCGAUCAAGACCACAUUGGGGGACGAAUUCCAAGCCCAGGUCAUUGCCUUCGACCGCCAUUCCAACAUCCUCGUGCUUCAAGAGGGUUCAAAGUCUGGGCCUAGGAGGAACAUCAGGCUGCUGAAAGCUAAUUACAUACAGGAAUUUUCGUACCUGGGACACGCUGAAGACCCACUUGAUAUCAGCAAGUGUUACCUCGAUCUUAACAGUCUUCAAGCCAGAGAAGAAUUGGCUGUUAGGCAAGCAGAGGCAGAAGCUGAAAGAAUUGGAGUGGGUGUCACCACCGAAGCCCAGAACAUUUUUGAUGCUUUAUCUAAGACGCUUCCAGUGCGUUGGGAUAAGACUGUCAUUGUUGUGAUGAAUGAAGUGCGCGUUAGCAGUCCAUAUCUACCUGAAUCCGUUAGUGGAGGAACUCCUUCUGCCAAUGAUCGGGUGAGGAAAAUGCUGGAGUUUGAGAGGAAGAGACUACAAGCUCGCGGUUCCAGCUAGUGAUAAUUUGAUUUUACAUUGUCUAACUUCUGGGAAAAGCACCUUAGGUGACAAAAGCAAUGGGUAUGUUCCUGGUGCCCAAACUUAGUUUUGGCAAUUUGUGCAAGAACGCAUUAUCUUUUCUCCAACAUUAUCUAAAGUUGAGGCCAGCAACAGAGUUUAGUGUUUAUCUCAUAAUUGAAAUUUACCUAUUGAUUUAUCCUGCUCCUUCUGGCUCUCUACUUGUCCUUUGCUGUUAGGGUGUUUAUAUUUGGUGAUAAUUUUAUAAAAUAGUAUGUUAUUUUGCUUUAAUGGAGAUUGUGUGUUGAGAUC